AUGUCCGCCAUCCCACCGCCACCCAUCAUCACCAUCAACGCGGCGUCCAACACGACAAUCUCUGGUCCAGGCUCAGCGGCCGCGGCCGCCGUAACGACAGCAGCGCCCUCCCAAACCAAAAACACCGCCCCCGCCGCCUCUUCACGGCCUCAGAAACCGGUCCUGGUCAAAACGUGCUAUCUCUGCGACGAGCAGAACCCGGGCGACUUCAGCCCGACGACCAAGUUUCUCGAACAGUGCCUCCUGUGCAGCCGGUACUUCUGCCCGAUCCACAAGUCCGAGCAGUGGGACCAGGUGUGCAACAUCAACCACAGCUCCUACUACCACGAGUGCCUCGACCGGGCGCGGGCCGAGCUCGCGAAGUCGUCGUCGUUGCCCGACGACGGCACCAACAAGCGCGCCUUGGCCGAACAGCUGAUCAACGAGGGGAUAUAUCCCAGCCUCGGGGAGCGGGAGAAGGCGAUCUUCUCGACGAGUCCAGUCAGUGAUGACAAGAUCCACGAAAUCGAACAAUUCAGAAGUCUCGAUGCAGCCCUGACGGGACAGCCGGUGAAAAAAGGCGCGCCGGUCGAAGAGGUCGAUCUGGUCGGGGCCGACAUUGCAGUGUGA
Exophiala spinifera is the source of this 609-nucleotide messenger RNA. RefSeq lists its product as uncharacterized. The transcript is spliced from 2 exons. The coding region runs from base 1 to 609 and encodes 202 amino acids. NCBI's taxonomy places the organism in Eukaryota, Fungi, Ascomycota, Eurotiomycetes, Chaetothyriales, Herpotrichiellaceae. The record is from RefSeq and is a predicted model, not a curated record.